GGCGCAUACAUCUACCCUCCGAGGUGUUUGUUUACUAGACUAGGAUGGCUGACAUCGACGACAACGACUCUGAGAUAUCAGUGCCAAUCAGCACAACCCAUCGAACCUCUCGUCCAUCCCGCUCUAUCCUCAAGCGUGGGCGUCAAGCUACCGGAAAGCUAUUCCGCACUGUUUCCCGUCCAGUUGCUUUCCGUCUCCCAAGAGGCGAGCAUCCUGCUGCAACUCAGUCUGCUCCAGGAGAGCCAGAUGUCGUCGGCGUACGUCGGCGGGGAUCUCAAGGCUCUGGAAACGGCGGUUUCCUUCGAGCAUUCCUUUUUGGUGCACCACGCAUGCGGAGAGAGAGAACAGACGAUUACCAAGAUGAGGAGGACGCCGACGCGGCUGCAGAUGCGGCCGAGGAAGCUGCGUACGACGCUGCGACGCGCGUCCCAGACCUUCUAGCAAUGCCCCACAUGCCCACCCCAGUCGUCAUGCCUCACCCGGGA
Messenger RNA from Dacryopinax primogenitus, 485 nucleotides. RefSeq lists its product as uncharacterized. The transcript is spliced from 2 exons. Bases 247 to 441 code for a protein of 64 amino acids. Lineage: Eukaryota; Fungi; Basidiomycota; Dacrymycetes; Dacrymycetales; Dacrymycetaceae. The record is from RefSeq and is a predicted model, not a curated record.